AUGAAAAGAAUAGACAAUGUUCUUGUAUUUCUUGUGUUGAUGCACUUUUAUAUCAUUCUUGUUCAUGCAACAGUUCAUGUUCGUGUGAUUAAUAUGCUUGGAGAAGGAAGGUCCAUCAUUUUACAUUGUCAAUCCAAAGAUGAUGACCUUGGCUAUGUCAUUUUGGAAAAUGGAUCUGAAUUUCAAUGGAGCUUCAAUGUUAAUUUCUGGGGUACUACUUUAUUUUUCUGCGGUUUGCAAUGGGAAGACUCGUAUCCGAGACAUUUUGAUGCAUAUAAUGCAAAAAAAGAUUAUAAUAGGUGUUUUACAGAAUGCAAAUGGUUAAUCAAUUCAGAUGGAGCCUUAUUUAGCUAUAAUCAAGGAUCAGAAAUAUGGGAGCCUUCUCCUUUUUCAACAACACCAUCCAUGAAAGAAGGGAAAAAUAUAACACAAGAUCACAUUAAAUGA
Molecule: messenger RNA, 447 nt
Organism: Hevea brasiliensis (rubber tree)
Lineage: Eukaryota; Viridiplantae; Streptophyta; Magnoliopsida; Malpighiales; Euphorbiaceae
Product: self-incompatibility protein S1-like
Exons: 1
Coding region: 1-447 (148 amino acids)
Source: RefSeq, a predicted model, not a curated record